AAGAGAGAUCAGACAAGUGUGCAGCUUUCCAUCCUCCUCCUCCUCCUCAUUCCUGCUGGCUUCGGAAAGGGAAAAACAAGGGGGGGGGGGGUUGAGGAUGAUGACUCAGAGGGAUCCUCCUCCUAAAGGGAGCAUCAUCGGGGGCCCCUUCCUCCUUUCUUUCUCCCUCCAUCCAUCCAUCCAUCCAUCCAUUCCUCUGGCCCCAUCUCCGUCUUGCGCUGUCUGGAGAGGCAGACACAACAGCCACCAUCGCAAGGAAGCAAAGCCCCCCUCCGAUGAUCCCUGCAGGGAGCCAUGGAGCUUCACCCCCCGCACACCUGUGUGGUGGCCGUGGUCAUCGUCUGCACCAUGGGAGCCAUGGACGUCUACCUGGUGGAGCAGAGUGCUGGGGCCCGUCGGCUGGGCGUUGGAGCCCUGGCGCUGGCUGGGGACCUCUUCUUCCUGCUGGCGCUGCGUUAUGCCACGGCAUGGGUGGGUGGUGAGGCCCGGCAGGCCCAGCGGGGCUAUGCCAUGGUCCUGUGGUUCCUUUUUGCAUUCGCCUUGGAGAUCAAGCUCUACUUCAUCUACCAGCAUUACGCCACGGAGGUCCGGGUGCCUGAUCCGCUGGCCCGGCGCACCCUCACCCUUCUGCUCUCCGUAUGCAUCCCAGCGCUCUACACAGUGUUAGGAGCCGCCGAGUUGGUAGCCCAGGCUGCCGCUAGUUUUCGGAAGAAAGAUGAACUCCGUGGGCGUCUUUUUUGGGUGGUGCUGGACCUGCUGGACGUGCUGGAGAUCCAGGCCAGCUUGUGGGAACCACAAGGGCGGGUGUUGCCCUUGUGGGCCGAAGGCUUGACCUUCUUCUACUGCUACGGGCUGCUGCUCGUCCUGCCUUGCGUGUCGUUGAAUGAGCUGGGCGUGUGCGGUCCGCAGCCGGACACGCUGUACCCGCUGUUGAGCCUGGCCAGCGUCAAUGUGGCCACCAUUUUCAUCCGUGGCGGGCUGUUGCUCCUCUGCCGCGACCAGCGCAUCUCCUCCAUCUUCAUGGGGAAAAACGUCCUCGCCAUCGCGUUGAAAUGCUGCGCCGCGCUUCAGCACCAUCAGCGGCACAAGAAAGACAAACCAACCCACAGACAGAGUCCGCAGCUCCAGAGACACAUUGGAACGACAGGGGAAGUAUGUCCUGGUCACACGCCUCAAGGAUGUGCCAGACACAUCACAGACGAACAACUGCAUGUCAAAUCCCCACCCAGGCAUCUCCAGGAGGGAGAAACACAUUGCCACACGCAACCCGUAUGCCAUCAGCUCCACAGCCACUGCCCGGUCAGAGCCCAAAGUUGGCAUCAUGGACAUGCACAACAAUCCUCCCCUCGCGAUUCGGCAACUCCCGGUUCCUCCAGAGCGUUGCGCACGGCCCAGCACAUUCAGCUUAAGUCUUUAUGGAAUGGGCCAUGAAGCACCUUUCUGAUCCAGAACCUGUGCCUGGCACUCUUGGCAUCCAAGAGAAGGGCGUUAAAAGGAAAGCAGACGAAUCGGAAAAGGAGAAAUCAGAGCUGAGCUGGUUUGGAAUAUGUCGGCCGUUGCCCCUCCUCAUGGACGUGUUAGCAAUGUGUAUUACGAGAUCAUUGCUCCUAAUGCAGGAAAUGGCACCAGGCACACUAAAGCAGCGUUUCUCAACCUUCCUAAUGCCACGACCCCUUAAUACAGUUCCUCAUGUUGUGGUGACCCCCGAACAUAAUAUUAUUUUGUUGGUACUCCAGAACUGUAAUUUUGCUACUGUAAUGAAUCGCAAUGUAAAUAUCUGAUAUGCAGGAUGUAUUUUCAUUCAUUGGACCUAAUUUGACACAAAUA
Messenger RNA from Anolis sagrei ordinatus, 1827 nucleotides. RefSeq names its product transmembrane protein 121-like. Lineage: Eukaryota; Metazoa; Chordata; Lepidosauria; Squamata; Anolidae. The record is from RefSeq and is a predicted model, not a curated record.